Penicillium daleae is the source of this 990-nucleotide messenger RNA. RefSeq lists its product as uncharacterized. Gene Ontology annotation, molecular function: 2 iron, 2 sulfur cluster binding. The transcript has a single exon. The coding region runs from base 1 to 990 and encodes 329 amino acids. The record is from RefSeq and is a predicted model, not a curated record. NCBI's taxonomy places the organism in Eukaryota, Fungi, Ascomycota, Eurotiomycetes, Eurotiales, Aspergillaceae.
AUGGGCUCUUCCAGCAAUGUGAACCCUAUAGGGGAACCAUACAACCACGAGGAUGUCAUUUUGACCGAGGAAGAAGCUCUUAGGCUAUCCAACCCAUGGAUUGGUACAUUUAGAGUCCAACGCCCUGAAGAAUUCAAUUCGGAGGAACAAGAAAGAGCUACUUAUUCCAAUAGAAACACAAAUCCCGAGGAACCAAUUCCUUCCACCUUCGAAGAAUUCCAGGCUGCCGGGUCACUUCGCCAGACUUGGAUUGAAGAUCCUUCAGUGCCAUGCCCUAUUCUUCGUUCUAAUCUGACAGUCCAGGAUCUGUAUGAUCAAGGUUGGUCCAUUCAGGAUCGGGAACCCGACUUGAAUUGGUUCGACGUUGACGAGAUUCGAGGCCUUGACAUCCCUCAAGAUCACUCAGACCCAACUGGUAGAUUGGAACACUUCAAUUACGCCUAUGAGGAGUGGGGUGGACCCGGUGCCGAGUGGACCGGCUACACUGGCCCAGGCCUUAUGUUCAUUACCGACAUUGAACGAGCCCCGGAUUCCGCCUCUCCAUCCAUUGCUGAGAUUACCAAGGUUGUAUACGAAAGAACAUUUGACAUUAACGGUCUCAAGCAUGUCUUUUACCAGAAUAUCGUUCACAAGCAGACUCGUGCCUUCAUCACCCAGUUCCUGUACACGACUGAGCGUCUCGGGUAUACAUGGAUCGAACGCCCCGGCGACCACCGCACUUGGGAAAGGGGUACUGCAGAGUACCAGGCUCUUCUGGGAACUCGAAUGGGGAAAAUUGUCGCGUACCUGGUUCUUGCAUCAUACCCGCGUGGUACUCGAAGCAUUGCCAGGGUCGUGACCUAUCGUAUUGAUAACUCCGCGUCGAUCAACAUGCGGUUUGAUAUUGAAAGUGUCGAGGUUCAGAGCGAUCAGGGUCUUCGACGUUCUACACGGCAACGUAACUGUUUGAGAUGUUUCCGGGGUGGAUGCGGCGGCUGCUACGUUUUGUAA